AUCGCGACCACUUGCACCCAACAAUUCGAGGGACGACUAACCCCAGCAGCACAGGAAAUCCAAAUCUUCGCCGACCGGUUUGAGGAUUUGUUUGUCUAGCCGUCGACUGAGCUGCCCUUCUUUCCUUUUCUUUAAUCCCCCCAGAAAAGACGGUUACGAUGUCCAGCUUCGAGCAAGUUGUCGUCAUCGAUGGCAAGGGCCAUCUCCUUGGCCGACUCGCCUCCAUUGUCGCCAAGCAGCUCCUUAGUGGUCAGAAGAUUGUUAUCGUCCGUUGUGAGGCCCUUAACAUCUCCGGAGAGUUCUUCCGCGCCAAGCUCAAGUACCACGCCCACCUCCGAAAGAUCACCCGAUACAACCCCACCCGCGGUGGUCCCUUCCACUUCCGCGCUCCUUCCCGAAUCUUCUACAAGGCCGUCCGUGGCAUGAUCCCCCACAAGACUGCCCGUGGUGCCGCUGCUCUCGAGCGCCUUAAGGUCUUCGAGGGUGUCCCCCCUCCCUACGACAAGACCAAGAAGGUCGUCGUUCCCCAGGCUCUCCGCGUUCUCCGACUCCAGCCCGGCCGCAAGUUCUGCACUGUCGGUCGUCUGUCCCACGAGGUUGGCUGGAAGUACCAGGAUGUCGUUGCCCGUUUGGAGGAGCGAAGAAAGGCCAAGGGUGCCGCCUACUACGAGCGCAAGAAGAUUGCCGCCCGACAACUGGCCGAUGCCAAGAAGAACGCCACUGUCAAGGAGGAGACCUCCAAGGCUCUUGCCAACUACGGCUACUAAGCUGUUCAUAUCCCUCGACCUAGCAUCUUGCCGGUCUAGGCACAGCUUGGCAACGUCUAUCAUUUCUCAUGCGUUUCAUUAGAUGGCGCGGUGGUUCAAAGGGAUUUACUUGAUUUGCUGAGUGAUGGCAAGGGUGGCUCGAGGAGUAGAUGUCGAUUCCCCCCCAAAAGAAAUGUUCUAAAUGAAAAGUCCCCAACCACGAUUAUCGAAUGCUUCUUUUUGCACUUACUGCCCGCGACCAGAAGAACCUAAAGCACAGAGUUCCGACAAUUCAACAUGAUUUGCAUGAGGAUAACUGAGACUCUUGUGUGGAUACCUCUUCAAACCUUGGGAUAUGUGGUGAGGCUUUUGAUGAUGUGGAGGAGGGAUGCUUUGUUGAUGAACGUUUGACGGAGGCUGGCGAUUGUCAUUGAUCCUGUGUUUACCCAAGGACGCCAGAGUUCGGCGGACGGGUUUUAUGAGUGAUGGCAAUGGGAGGUGAUCUUGUUUCGCUUCCCUGAACGGGACAGGGUCUCGCAUUUUGCACAAUAGGAGUAGAAAAGGAAAGGCUCUUGUUUGAUCAA
Molecule: messenger RNA, 1330 nt
Organism: Fusarium graminearum PH-1
Lineage: Eukaryota; Fungi; Ascomycota; Sordariomycetes; Hypocreales; Nectriaceae
Product: 60S ribosomal protein L16
Exons: 5
Coding region: 159-767 (202 amino acids)
Biological process (GO): negative regulation of translation; translation
Cellular component (GO): ribosome; cytosolic large ribosomal subunit
Molecular function (GO): mRNA binding; structural constituent of ribosome
Source: RefSeq, a predicted model, not a curated record